CAGUCAUCUUCACACUGAACUGAAGGGUAUCAAGAUCGACUAACUUCCAAAUACUCAAUAUGACCCCCAUGGACUACAUGCAGACUCUCCUUGCCAUUAUAUAUAGGUCAUUUAGAUUUUAUGCCCAAGCCCACUUGUCUCCUAUUUCAAGAAGUAUCGAACAACACAUUGACCCAAAGUCUUUUUGACAUCAAUUGUUCAAUAAUGAAGAUGAACAUCAACAACCGCACGAACAGGAUGUCACCAGAGACCCCCGAGUCUGCUUCUUCUCCAAGGGAGACUUAUGGAGGCAGCGAGCCGUCUCGACCACGCGCUCUCAAACGUCGUCGCCGCGUGGACCAAGGUCGUGUAGCCAUGGAGGUAUCAGACCACAAGGUCGCUCUGCUGGGUGGCAGACUUCAAUUCGAUGAAGAUCAACAACUACAACAUCCUCAACAAGUACAUCAAACCACAACGACGGCAAUAAACGCAAAUUAUGCACCAGGAGAACCAGGACUACUAGGUGGAGACGAGGAAAACACCAACAACGUGGUGAAGUUUUUCGAAGGAUCUCAUGAGGCUGUUCGCAAUGAGGUGCUGACACAAGAGGAAUUGGACCUGUUGAAACCGUGGAUGGACCCGACCCGGCCAAAAGAUGAACUCUUUUGCAAGACGGAAAACAUCGUCAUGCUUGAGAACGAAAUUGUAAGCACACAGGACCGAAUUGACGGUUGUAAAGACGCGGAAGAGACAAAAAGAAGGGAAUUCCAAGUCCACAGACAGCAUUGGGAGGUAUUUUUGCUCUACUGGUCGUCCUAAGUGUACUAGUACUAUGGUAGUAGUAGUAGUACUCAAGAUCCUGUCCACGAAGUGCUGGUGCGAGCAUCAUGAACAGCAUUUUUUGUUUCAUCCAAUAAAUUUAUGUCUUUUGUUUUUUGAUUUAACGAUCAUCGGCCGUUAAAUUGUAAGGCUCUCGAGAUUAUUCUCUCCAAACUUUUCCCUUUCCAACGCGGUUAAAUAACAGGAGCUAAAAAAGUACAUCGACCGCCGUCGUGACGAGUUGGUUGACCCGAAAAAACAUGUGCAGUCUCUGGUUAUGAAUGCUAUCCCACAGACAGAUGUGGAAACGAGAUUGAUUGCGAAAAGGCGCCACAAAGUUCUACGUCGCGUGACCCACUUGUAUCGAACCGCACACCAAUACGAAGACGCAAGGUCUUUGCUGUUUCAAUUGCGUGGGAACCGAGAAGUCCAGGUCAUGGUCAAGUACAUGGAACAGACUAUGGCACCACGCUGAAACUAGAUCUGAAGCUGCUAGAAAUGUCGAUCUUGGUCUUUGUCCUAUAAGGAGCAGACUUUUCAUCUUCUUUUCUUGGAUCAAGUUGAGUUCGAGAACUUUCAGCUACAUCUCAAGUUGAGUUCAAGUGAGUUUCGAGACUGGACACUGUCACUGAGUGAUGAUUGUCAACAAUGUCGUCGAGUAUUUGAAUUUGUGGAAGAUUUACUCGACGACAUUGUUGACAGUCAUCACUCAGAGAAGUGACUUACUCGUAGAAGUACAACUUGAGUUUGAACUCUUGUUCCACCUCUAACCGUCGCAUCCUUGAACUCCGCGAACGUAUCCGCAUAAAGGAAGAGCUCUUCCGGAAUUUGGACAAUCUGGUGGAGUUUAAGAAGGAGCUGCAGAAAAAGCUGAAGCAGAAGUGUCGAGAUGUUGCGUGGUCGCGAGUACGAAACUGGGGAAAGCAUCCAGAUGUGUUGAAGAAACGCUGCUUUGGAGCAUGGGACGACGUUGUGCCGCUUUUGGCAGUGGAAAAAGCAACGAUUGAACCACAGCGAUUGUACUCUCACUUUUCAGCGAUCUAGUCUUUGAAAAAUUAUGUGUUUAAUGAUAUGACCAUGAUGUAGAUGUUCUUCAACAAUUCUCGAGUACUAGAGUACUAAUCUUACGCUACUUACCACGACUUCUUCAUGUCUACAUAUCAUGAUCACUUUUUUUUAGAACGAAGAUGACGAGCAGCUGGUCCUCGUACAUCACCUGUGUCUUCUUAAACCCAAGGUACGACGAACUCUGGCAGGAGGUGAAGGAAAAAUUGGCGGAAGUGGAGCAAUUGAAGAUUGAAAGGGACGGAGUUGAAGCUGAGCGUGAUGAGGCAUUGGGCAAGUUGCAAGACGCGAUCGACAAAAUCACCAACCGGGAGGACGAACAUGCAGCCAUGGUCGCAGAAGAGACGAGGAAACACAAUGAAUAUCUUGUUAUGAAAGUGAUCAAGAAGAGAGGUGUACGUGUAGAAGGUGUUAGGUGUAGUGGGUCGUGUUGGUUGGGGUUUGCGGUUCUGUAGUCAGCGAAGACAGUGUUGGUUUAGUAUCUACUUAUAAUAUUCUUUUUUUUUCGGAGGGACAGCCAUCAAAUAAGUAAGCACACGACUGAGUACUUACUUGAUUUUGAAGCUUUCGCCAUAUCUUGUUCAAGUACUUAGGACUCUCCCUCUCUAAUCCUUCCCGCGUUGACGCGGACAACGAAGCCCGACUGAACAAGAUGAACAAGGAGAAAACAGAAGAAAUGACCACAAUUCGCGACCAAUUAGAGCGCAAGCAGGUAGAGCUGGAACGUCUCCUCAAGGAACUCGAAAGCAGUCAAAGUGGCAAUUCGAAGGACCUGAUUCGACGUGUGGUGCCCCAGAACAAGGGUGUCCGUUGCAUGGGCUGCGCAAAACAAAUGCUGUUCCGAGAUGCAGUGCCCCUAAAGGGCGAACACGAUUUCCCUGAUUUCGAACUGUUGAAGGAUCGCACCUUGGAAUCCAUCACGGAGGGCUCGCCACGACCGAAGCAAGCAUCUCUUAUCCUUGGGCAGGAUUCGCCGCUCGCGCGAGCUAGUACGUUUCUUUUAUGGCGAGUCUCGAUAAUAAUUCUGGGGUUGAUGAUUUUUCACUUGUUGUUAUCCGAAGCAGCACAACUUACCACAGAUGAUGAUCAUGUUUAAUAUGAUAUUCGUUCUAGACUUCUGAAACAUGUUGAAUCAUGAAGUUGAAGAUCGAUCAAGGUCAGAUAAGUAGGCUCAUCUUCCUGCCAUGGCUCUAAUCCUCGGACAUAACGUUACAGUCUCUACUGGCGUUCGCAGAGACCCAAGAUUGUCAAAAGACUGGGCCAAAGGAGAGCACUAUGUCCAAGAGCAGCAAGGAGGUAGUCCUAAUGGACGAGCCCUGUCGCCUUCUGUGACGAGUCCGCCAAUGCCGCCGCGUGCGCGAACUCCGAGUGGCGCCACACGAGACGACAUUGUCUACGGCAUGAAUGACAUUUUGACCCGGCCUCGCACAACAGGCAGUGUCCAAGACUCAGAUGCUCCUUCAGGGACGACUCGGAGGCUAUUUGGUGCUCUAGAUCCGUCUGUGGCAGACGACGACCCAAUGCAGAUCCGUUUGCGCAAAGUGGAGAGCUUUUUGGAAGCACAACGUAGGCGCGAAAGUGAUCAAGCGGCGCAAGCGAAGAAACAGUUGCGAAGCAGAAAGCGGGAACCGAUUGCUGCAGCAACUUAUGGCUCGUUCCCUAAUCAACCACCUAGUACUGCAUUCCUGGAAUCCUCUUAGCAGCACUUGUUGUAGUUUAUGUUCAAACAUUGAGAUCUUCACCCUUCUACUUUACUCUAGUAUCUCUGUUCCUUCUCCUCUAACAAUGAUCAUCAGCUACCACCGGAGCAGGCCAAGCAAAGAGCGGAGAUUUCGUGGAGCAGAUGAGAGGAGACGUAAAAGAAUUCAAGGAGAUAUACUGCCAACGGAAAUGGAAGUGAACCUCAAUUAUUUUUGUCAUGGUUUGAGUUAGCUGUAGUGCAUAAUGAAGAUAUGGAUCGUGUAAAUUUAGUAGGUAUUCGUAUUGAGCUUUUUUUUGUUUCAUCGACGUUAAUUUUGAAUGGAGAGUUAGUGUCAGUGAUCGACAUCGAGCUACUUUUUAUUACGCGAAUUUAGUCAAACCAUGCUUAAAAAUAGAAUGAACAACUACUGGUCAGUGGAUGGCUAAAGGAGAUUGUCGAUAUCUACUUGACACAUGCAAAACAAUGUUAACGAUAUUCGAUAAGUUGCAAACAGGAGGUAGUGAAGGUUAAAAAGAUGGAAGAUGUACUAGAAGAUGUACUAGUAGUACUAGCGAGAUCUUCAAGUGUUGAUGCCAGUAGGAUUCUUAUGUCUCGUUGGACACGUGCACAUUUUAUUGAAUCCGUCGUUGGAGGUGAAAUAAAACGUUGCCAAUACGAAUGACGAUGCUACCUCGUGGAUUCUUUUUAAAA
Molecule: messenger RNA, 4255 nt
Organism: Amoebophrya sp. A25
Lineage: Eukaryota; Dinophyceae; Syndiniales; Amoebophryaceae
Source: the annotation of a GenBank genome assembly